This is a messenger RNA of Scleropages formosus (Asian bonytongue), 1553 nucleotides long. Its product is annotated as short stature homeobox protein. The transcript has 6 exons. Lineage: Eukaryota; Metazoa; Chordata; Actinopteri; Osteoglossiformes; Osteoglossidae. The record is from RefSeq and is a predicted model, not a curated record. The coding region runs from base 110 to 1018 and encodes 302 amino acids. Gene Ontology annotation, biological process: regulation of transcription by RNA polymerase II. Gene Ontology annotation, cellular component: nucleus. Gene Ontology annotation, molecular function: sequence-specific double-stranded DNA binding; DNA-binding transcription factor activity, RNA polymerase II-specific.
CAGCAGCAGCAGCAGCAGCAGCAGCCGCGCGCGCGUUCGCCGCCCAACGAGGAGCCCCCCGCUGGUCCGCAGCAGAGACACUUCCCAAAGUGGAUUUGUGCGCGCAGCCAUGGAAGAACUUACUGCGUUCGUGUCCAAAUCUUUCGACCAGAAAACGAAGGAGAGCAGCAAGGAGGGGAUCACGUACAGGGAAGUUCUGGAGAGCGGCUUGGCCAGGGCCCGGGAGCUGGGCAACCCGGAGGGGAGCCUGCAGGACAUGACGGAGAGCGGCGCCCACUGUCCCGUGCACCUCUUCAAGGAGCACGUGGAGCUGGACAAGGACAAGAGCAAGGACUUCGGUGUGCCCAGGGCUUCCGAAGGGAUAUACGAGUGCAAGGAGAAGAAGGAAGAAGUGAAAUCGGAGGACGAAGAUGCACAGAGCAAACUGAAACAGAGGAGGAGUAGGACAAAUUUUACACUAGAGCAGCUGAACGAACUGGAAAGACUCUUUGAUGAGACUCACUAUCCGGACGCCUUCAUGAGAGAGGAGCUGAGCCAAAGGCUGGGGCUGUCGGAGGCCCGGGUACAGGUUUGGUUUCAGAACAGAAGAGCCAAAUGUAGAAAACAAGAAAACCAAAUGCACAAAGGUGUUAUUUUGGGCACAGCGAGCCACUUGGACGCGUGCAGAGUGGCACCGUAUGUGAACAUGGGCGCUCUCAGAAUGCCAUUUCAACAGGUGCAGGCCCAACUGCAGCUCGAAGGAGUCGCGCACUCCCACCCGCACUUGCACCCUCACCUGGCGGCCCACGCACCUUACCUGAUGUUCCCGCCCCCUCCCUUCGGACUGCCAAUUGCGUCGUUGGCGGACUCGGCCUCCGCCGCCGCGGCCGUGGCCGCCGCCGCCAAGAGCAACAGCAAGAACUCGAGCAUCGCCGACCUCAGACUGAAGGCGGGACUUGUGCGAGGCCGGCGGCCGCGUCCUUUCCAGCCACACAUCUCAGCCCCGGGACCGUGCGGAAGAGUCUGGAUGUCUGCGUGAAAUCGGCGCUUUAACGUGGGAAGACGUGUUCGGAAUGGGCGAAAAUAAAAUAAAAUUAAUAAAAUACAAUAAAAUACAUAAAUAAACACAGGCUCACUAACGAAAUGGCAGGACUAGAUGUUUGGCGCCAGCCUGUGCGGACAGACGUGUGUUGCGGCGUUGGAUGUGUGCCCACGUUCGCCUCCAACCACUGUGCUCCUGCCCCUGACCGGUGCAUGUGUCCCACCCGAGGAAAGACGCUGCGGGGGGGGGUCUCCUCGUGUCCCGACCGACACACGUUAAUCACUGCCGCUAGAAACCUUCCUCCGCAUCUGUCAUCCUCUGCAGAAUAUCUCCCUCGUGAUUUUCCUUCUGUUCUUCUCGUUUCUUCGCCUGAGCUCCGGACGCAGCAGUAGCCACACUUUUGUUUUCGGCUAAACUUAAUUUUCCCAUUCGUCUCCCUUUUCUUGGGGAAUUUUCGCGUCGCCGUCUUUCUGCUGGGUGCGAGUCGGUGGGAUUGAAACGUUUUCACGCUCUGCCACCCCCCCCCCACAUG